GAGAGUAAUAUCCAUUGAGGUGUUACUAGUAAGCAUGGAGGAUGGAGAUUCUAUCUUUCAUAACGAGGAAAAUCGAGUUUCAGGUUCAUUUAUGUUUCAACAAGUUGAAGCCCGUGCAAAUCCAGGAUCUCCAAUAACUCCAUUCAACCCAGAAAAAGAUGACAUUGUGCCUCAACUAUCUGUGCGAGAAAGAAAUAUCUCACCUUUAAAAAGAUCCACAAAAAGAAGGAAACUUAAUUUGACUAUAGAGAUUCCUAAACCCUUUUUACCGGCCUUUGAUAUUUCUCAUCCUACUUUAUUACCACCACCGACACCUAUUGAUGCCAUCCCAAACCAUUCCAUAAACCCUGACACAUUUAUUGAAAUAAAUGAAGCGAUGAGCAUAGAUGAGUUCUGGGAAGAAUUAAAGAAUAAGGGUGGUGAUUUCUUAGACAACGCUUCUACCAGCUUUGACCCUUCUAUCGAGUUCAACUUUGAUGGAUUGGAUGAUGACUUUGAUCCUAAUACUGAGUUCAGAUUUGAUGGAAUGGAUGAUGACUUUGAUCCUUUUACUUUAUUCAACUUUGCUGAAAUAAAAUUAGAUUGGGAAUUUAAAAUGGAUGACUAAGAUAUUGUUUAAACAAUAUUUUGAUCAAAAACAAUACAAAUUAAUUAGUAAUUUGUUGAAAUGUUUGUGUUUGAAUAUUCUUAUUGUUAUUUUUCUUUUUUGUUCUGAGAAUAAGUGUAGACAUACUCCAAUAUUUUGUUUAUGCUUUAAAAUAUAUAAUAAUUAUAAUUGAAAUGAAA
Molecule: messenger RNA, 786 nt
Organism: Lathyrus oleraceus (garden pea)
Lineage: Eukaryota; Viridiplantae; Streptophyta; Magnoliopsida; Fabales; Fabaceae
Exons: 2
Coding region: 35-607 (190 amino acids)
Source: RefSeq, a predicted model, not a curated record